Messenger RNA from Knipowitschia caucasica, 471 nucleotides. Lineage: Eukaryota; Metazoa; Chordata; Actinopteri; Gobiiformes; Gobiidae. The record is from the annotation of a GenBank genome assembly.
AUGCGUGAAUACAAGCUAGUGGUGUUAGGCUCUGGAGGUGUGGGCAAGUCCGCUCUGACAGUUCAGUUUGUGCAGGGAAUCUUUGUGGAGAAAUACGACCCGACAAUAGAAGACUCGUACAGAAAGCAAGUGGAGGUAGAUGGCCAGCAGUGCAUGCUUGAAAUUCUCGACACGGCGGGCACAGAGCAGUUCACGGCGAUGAGGGACCUGUACAUGAAGAACGGUCAGGGAUUUGCUUUGGUCUACUCCAUCACAGCACAGUCCACCUUUAAUGACCUCCAGGACCUGAGGGAGCAGAUCCUCCGAGUAAAGGACACGGAAGAUGUACCAAUGAUCCUGGUUGGAAACAAGUGCGAUUUGGAGGAUGAGCGUGUGAGUCCUCUGCAAAGUCAAAGAUCAACGUUCUCGAUAUCUUCUAUGACCUGCCCCUCCCCGGCGCCCUGCAGCAGCUCUGAGCCAGAAAUGCUGUAA